GCGGAGGAGAGAGACAGAUAUCUCACAGGAAACAUCAAGAGGUGCAGAGUCAUGAGGAAAGCUCAAAGGCGAUCAUCUAUGGCUGGAACUGAAAGUUCAGAGAAGCCAGUGUUGACACUGAAACUUCUUGUGGACAAGAAGAAGAACAAGGUUGUCUUGGCUGAGGCUGGUAAGGAAUUUGUCAAUGUACUCUUCAGCUUCUUGACACUGCCUAUGGGGACCAUUGUGAGAUUGCUGGAGAAAUAUCAGCAGAAUCAGAAGUCUCAAGACGCCACAAUCGGCAGUUUCAACAGUCUCUACAGAAGCGUUCUUGAAGCAAGCACCUCUAGUUUCAUCACAGAAGCUUGUAAGGAUAUUCUUUUGUAUCCGAGGAGUGUGCAUGAGAAUCAACGUAGACAGCUUAAGCUUAACAUAGAUGACACUGAUGUCCUCAAGUACUAUAUAUGCCCAAAUUCAGAUAGCAAGGAAUUUUGCCGUGCUGCAUAUAGUAACUAUUGCUCCUCACGAUGUUCUUGUGGAACACUGAUGGAAAAGAUUUUUGAAUUUGAAGAUUCUACAACAUAUCAAGACCUAUUUACCAGUGACAAGACCUUGUUCACCAUUACUGAUGAUAUGGUAGUAGGAUAUACUUCUAUGGGUCUCACCUUGAAGACACUUCAGGGGUUAGGUUAUGCUGAUCUUGAUCAGCUGCAUGAGAUACUUGUAGAUGUUGAUCACGAAAAGGUACUAGCUCUGCUGCAUUGCUUAUUUUCUUCAAAUACUCCUUUGACUGAUGUGUUCUUAAGGAAACGAAGCUCAUGUUUCAUUACAAAGAAGCAAAGUCUACCCUCGCAAGAAAGAAACGUAGGUAAAGUAAUUUCUGUCAGUGUGUUCACUAGGAAACUGGACCAGAAGAUUCUGUAUGUUGAAAGUGGAAAAGACUUUGUUGAUCUUCUUUUUACUUUCCUGGUUCUCCCUCUGAAUUCUGCUUGGAAACUAUCUGGAAGCAAUAUCGUGUUUGGAUGCAUCGGUAACUUUUGUGAAAGCUUCAAAAGCUUGAGCUCUCAAGAAGGAAGUACCACAUUGACUGGCAAUUGUGUUCUUCCUAAUUAUUAUAGUUGCCAGCAACCUCUGCUUCAUGUUUGUUACAGCGAAUAUUAUCGGGUUCUGGCAAAGACUAUAAAUCAUCAAUACUGCCAUUUUAAACCUGUGGAUCCAAGACGUAAUAGAUGGGACGCCAAUGCUGAAUCUAAUGGGUUUGUAAAGAGAGGGACAACCUUUGUGGUCUCAGACGACCUUACGAUCACACCUAUGAACUUAUCAUCAAACAUUUGCUCACUGAAGAAGUGGAACAUGGACUUGGGUGAUAUAGAGGAGCAAGUAAUUAAUAUCCGCGAAGGAGAG
This is a messenger RNA of Thlaspi arvense, 1383 nucleotides long. The record is from the annotation of a GenBank genome assembly. Lineage: Eukaryota; Viridiplantae; Streptophyta; Magnoliopsida; Brassicales; Brassicaceae.